AUGGCCGUUGAUAACGGUGUGGCAGGCGGUGCCAGGCGGAGUCCAGAAUUCCUGCACAGUGAAAACGAUAUCGGCGAGGCUUCUAACCAAGACGCAGCGACGCGACGGCGCCAACAGCCACCGCUGAAAGCAGUCAACAAGCCUCGCGAGUGGAACAUUGAAAUCCUUUGGUACAAAUCUGCCAACGGCGUGGUGGUGGGUCUUUCUUUCUCCAUAAGCACCGGCACAUCGGUGUACGGAUUGGAAUGGAAUCUGUCGGUCACGAACUAUGGUGUUGACUGA
Molecule: messenger RNA, 282 nt
Organism: Diaporthe amygdali
Lineage: Eukaryota; Fungi; Ascomycota; Sordariomycetes; Diaporthales; Diaporthaceae
Exons: 4
Coding region: 1-282 (93 amino acids)
Source: RefSeq, a predicted model, not a curated record